CUACGUUCGUAUUUUAAUAUUAGUGUAGAUAAUGAUAAGUUCAUUUUGUUACUACAGCAAGAUAAAUAAAAAUUCAUUUCUCGAACGUCUAUUCUUAUUAAUUCUAUAUUCAACGAAGAUAGUAAUUAAAAAGGGAACAGUUUAUACGAUUUUCUCAUCCAUAUUUAAUUGGCAACAGAGGAAGAAGUCACGAGGUGUACACGAGUGUAUCAAGUGCCGUGCUCGUUUCCGUCACAUGAUGAAAUUAGUCGAACACUUGAAGAAUCUCCAUGGUAUUGAACGAGCAUUCAAUUGCGACGAAUGUGGGAAGGCCUUUCGUAGUCCAAUGAACAUAAAACGUCACAAAUUGAUCCACACUGGUCAAAAAAAAUUCGCUUGCGAUCUUUGUGAUUACGUUUCCAAUCAAAAAUCAAACUUGGAAUCUCAUCUUCGCAGACAUAGAAAGGAUUACGUUUACAAGUGCGAAAAGUGUCAGAAAGGAUUUUUUGAUAGGGCAGACUAUGAAGAACAUUUUAACGUACACGUCAAAGACAAAUUUUAUCAAUGUGAAUAUUGCAAAAAAAUGUAUUCGUAUAAGAAAAACUUAACUAGGCAUUUGAGAAUUCAACAUACGAAUUUGUCCUGUAACACGAAUGUUUCAAGUCCAGCAACGAACAAACUCAUUGGCAGAAUCAACUUGACUGAUCAAAAUUUAUUAAAAGAUAAAACUUCUAAGUUGAUCACAACGAAGUAUCUUUGUGAUUUGUGUGGUAAAGCUUUAUCCUCGCACAAGAGAUUAGCGAUUCACAGACGUGUCCAUACUGGUGAAAAAAUAGCGACUUGUGAAAUAUGUGCUAAGAAAUUUAGUAGUAAAGAGAAUUUGAAAAUUCAUUUGCGAAUUCACACUGGAGAGAAACCGCACAUUUGUUCCGAAUGCGGUAGACGUUUUACGCAAAGGACAUCUCUGGUUAUGCAUCUUCGUUAUCAUUCGGGAGAAAGACCAUUUAAAUGUCCUGAUUGUGAUAAGAGUUUCAUUUCCGGUACAUUCCUUAAGAAUCAUCGUAAAAUACAUAACAAGACCUUCGCCGAUGCUAAAAAAACCCUUGGAAAGGACGACAACCAUUUAGAAUUGAACUCGUCGAUUUCUAAAAAGAAUAUUAUAUCAUCUAAAUAGGAACAAUUUACAUAAUAUUUUUAUAUAUUAGAAACGAUUGUAUGUACUCUUUAUUUAUAUCAGUAUUAAAUAUUUCCUUCGAUCUAA
Molecule: messenger RNA, 1240 nt
Organism: Vespula pensylvanica (western yellowjacket)
Lineage: Eukaryota; Metazoa; Arthropoda; Insecta; Hymenoptera; Vespidae
Product: zinc finger protein OZF-like
Exons: 3
Coding region: 32-1153 (373 amino acids)
Biological process (GO): regulation of transcription by RNA polymerase II
Cellular component (GO): nucleus
Molecular function (GO): DNA-binding transcription factor activity, RNA polymerase II-specific; RNA polymerase II cis-regulatory region sequence-specific DNA binding
Source: RefSeq, a predicted model, not a curated record